Molecule: messenger RNA, 906 nt
Organism: Colletotrichum godetiae
Lineage: Eukaryota; Fungi; Ascomycota; Sordariomycetes; Glomerellales; Glomerellaceae
Exons: 1
Coding region: 172-873 (233 amino acids)
Source: RefSeq, a predicted model, not a curated record
UUGAGAAUUAUAGAGACCAGCGUCAUUGUCAGCUGAGGAGUCAAAAAAGAUGUUUGCAAGGAGCCCAUGCAUUUCCCGUUUCACCGUCGACCCCGUAGUGGAUGAGGUUGAGCCAGAGCUUACCCCGGAUACUACCACGCGACACCCCUUCGACGGACGGAGAGUUGGGCCAUGUUCUACACUAGCCUCUGGGUAGGUCGAACGGGGCCCUCUUCUGACUCCUCACUACUCUUCGUCGCGAGCGUGUCGGUAAAAGUUGACUUGUCUGUUUGUAGGCAGGCUGAGCCAGAUUUUGUCCUUGUGUCGAUCACAACUGCUCCGUGGCCGAGCCGCUAUGCGCGGUUGACCAAUGAAGCAAAUGGGCUCUGGGCUCGCCAAAAGUUGCGCUGUCGGGCUGGCGCAAAUUCAUGCACCUUUUCGCAUCCAAAAUCGGAAUUGCGGUCUGGUAUUGCUACGUGUGUUGAGCAAAGACCAGCUCCAUCCCCAUCACAGUCUUGUCGCCGUAUGAACCCUACGGCAAAGGAACACGAAGUUGCACCGAGGGGUAGGCAGGAGAUGCAACAACAGUCAGCAGCGCAAUCAAGAAAAGACGGGAAAUGUUUCCAGGCUCAGACAAGGCCCCCCUACCAUGUUUCUAAUUCUCUCCGUCCUGGAAGCGCCAGGGUGGAGUUUCUGGUGGGAAAACGUCGGAAACUAGCAGACUUCAGCGCUCAAAUCUGCCAACAGUUUUUCGUACCUAUUCGUGGGUUGCUCGCAGUUGCAUUCUCGGUGGUUUCAGACACCAAAAAGAGGGCGUCUCCGGGCCAAGCCGCCAAGAAGCGCGUCAAACACGACCGAGGGUUUUGGUGCGGCACGGCGGGUUCACCAGAGUGACAGCGGCCGGGGUCCGUCUGAAACCCCCCGAAC